AUGGAAGAGUCCCAGAGUUCUAACGCCGAGGCCGAGACGGCCCGGCCCUCGAGCACUGAUAGUAAUGGGUUUCCGGUCAAGGAUUCCGACGCCAUUAAACUUUUCGUCGGCCAAGUAAGUGGAAUUGAGUUGUAAAGGGAAUGGUUAAUUUGCAUAAUUAAGCUCAAACUUGUUACGUAAUGCGAUUAGGCAACGUCAUGGACGUCUUCCUUUCAUAAAUAGGCUUCUGUAUUUCGAAAAGGAGUUCGCUUCGAGCAUUUCAAGUAAAAGUUAUGUGUUUUGCAGACUGGAAUGCUAUGAAUGAUGUCAAAGUGUUAUGAAUGCUGUGCUAUGAAUCCUGUAGAAAGCUUUCGGAAAAUACGCAUGAAUAAAAAUGUUAUUGCUAGAGUAAAGUAAUCAAUAACAAAAAUAAUAAUUGCUCGAGGCCGUUAUUGAAGCCGCAAACACACCUAACGCCCCUGUUUUCAGAUUCCGCGCAAUUUGGAAGAGAAGGACCUCAGGCACAUGUUCGAAUCGUUCGGCAAGAUAUACGAAUUCACCAUCCUCAAGGACAAAUAUACGGGUAUGCACAAGGGGUGCGCCUUCUUGACCUACUGUCACCGUGACAGCUCCAUCCGAUGCCAAGCAGCGCUACACGACCAGAAGACGCUUCCGGGAGUAAGUCUAAAUAAAUAAAGUAGCGCUUAGUCACUUCUGAGGCAGAAAAGUAGGUACAUAAAUGAAAAAAGUAUUCGAAGUACAUCAAAUUUAAAGUAAGAAACGCCCUGAGGCACCGAAUUUGGUGCAAUUUGGGUAAGAGGAGGGGAAACGAAGGCCGACGCCGGAGACAAACAAUUCCGAGCGAAGUGUGGCCCCAAUUCCAAGGUUCGCUACCUCCACAAAGUUUACUUUCUUUUCUUCAGAUGAACCGUGCCAUGCAGGUCAAACCCGCCGAUUCCGACUCCAGGCCCAGCUCUCCCAAGGCCAACGACGAUCGCAAGCUGUUCAUCGGGAUGUUGUCGAAACAACAAGGUGAAGAAGAGGUAAAAGCCUUGCUGUCAGCCUUCGGAAAGAUCGAAGAAGUUACAGUGCUAAGGGCGGCAGAUGGCGUAUCAAAAGUGAGUUGAAUCUUUUGGUUAUGUCAACUCUUCUUUACAUCGUAAAACAUUUAUACCUAAUCAUUUUCUUUCGCACCAAUGUUAAAACUAUAAUAAUUUGGAUCCAAAAUGCAAAUCAUGCUUCUUAUUAAUACCCAUUUAUAAAAAACGGACUACAUUAGUACCGUAGCCGUCUUCUUGUAAUCGAAAGCACAUUAUCCAUGUUUAUGAACACUUCUCUCCAGGGAUGUGCAUUUGCCAAGUUCGCAAACGCCAGCGAUGCCCAGAGGGCUAUUUCCGCCCUUCAUGGAAGUCAGACGAUGCGAGGUGCUUCAAGCAGUUUGGUGGUCAAGUUGGCGGACACAGAGAAAGAGAGACAGCUGAGGAGGAUGCAGCAGAUGGCCUCCCAGAUCGGGAUUCUGAAUCCACUAUUGGCGGCACAGUCCGGCAUCUACACCGCCGCCCCAGCCAACCCUCUCAAUCAGAUUAAUGUAAGCCUACAAUAUCACAGUAGAGUAAAAAGAAUAGUAGUUUUGUCAAAAGGUACGAGCAAUAGAAAGAAAUAGACUUAUUCAUCAUGCUAUCAAAUUCUUACUUGACCUAGCUUACUUUAAAAUAUAUUGUAUUAGUCUUAAUACUGAGAAUUUACAGGUGCUACAACAACAACAAGCCGCCCAACUUGUAGCAGCUGCCUCCAUCCAGAACCCGGUAUCGGCUUCGUAUCUUCCGAUCCUCCAAAGCCAGACCUUAACCACCCCAACUAGUAUAUUACCCACACAAACCUCCACCAAUCAGGCGGCCGUAGCAGCAGCUGUGGCCGCUGCUCAAGCCCAGGCACAAGCCCAAGCUCAGGUACAGGCAGCCGCCCAAAUUCAGCAGCUGGGACUGCAAGGACAGAUCCCAGCAUCAAAUGGACAAUUACAGACUCAACUGACUGCGUUGGCCGCUCAUCCAGGUACAACAUCCACCGCCAACACAACCGCCGACUUGACUACGACAGCUGCUUACAAUGCUGUCCAGGCAGGUAACUACAACCAGCUGAUUGGCUACGAUCAGACUCAGAAUUGUAAGUUUUCUACAACCAUUAUAUUAUCUAUAACGCGCCUUUUCUGAAAUUAAAUAAACUAAACCAUUUUCUUUCAGCUUCGGCGGUUUAUAAUCAAACCAUCCAGCAAUUACAACAACAACAACAAAUGGCACAAUUGGCAGCUGUAGCCGCGGCUUCUGGAGCUGGACUAUUACCUGGAUUUGCUCACAAAGAAGGUAAAACCAUUUUUGCUGCAUUAGAAGCGUGAAAUAAAUACAAAGUUGGCAAGUCUAAUUGCAUCUUGAAACGGUAAAAAAUAAUUGAAAACUUUUUGCAAAGAAUUCGUCAAUGAAUCUGGACUCAGGGCGCAGUUUGGGACAAGGGUUUCGCAGUUUGCAGAGAAAUAAAUUACCCAAGGAUAUUUAUUUGGGAAAAAACGGAAAAAUAUACCGACUUUGGCUGUUUUUUACCAAAAAUGUCAGUUAUAAGAUUGUACUUAAAAUGAAAGUAAUCUUUACCUCUUUAUUUUCAGUUCCCGGCCCCGAAGGCUGUAACUUGUUCAUCUACCACCUUCCUCAAGAGUUUGGCGAUGCUGAACUCACUCAGAUGUUCUUACCUUUUGGCACCGUUCUCAGUGCCAAGGUCUUCAUAGACCGUGCCACAAAUCAGAGCAAAUGUUUCGGUAAGUCGAGUACUUUUACAGAGUAAAUGUUGGCAUGUUGUGAUGAACAACUUGUCAAUUAAAAACAAUUGAUAAACUGUUUGUCUGGCAAUAGUCAUACGAUCGUAUACAUACACUUCCAUGCUUCAUACGAGCGUAUUUUACAUAGUUAAUGUAUAAUCGUGUGGUAUCAUAGAUGUUAUGAUACGAUCGUAUAGUAGAGUUUGAAUUGUAUGGUACAGGUUCCAUCGUAUGGUACACUUAGUCGGUUCAUGGCUUUUUUCUAUUCAAGGCUUUGAACGCGGUACCAGCGGUACCAUUAUAUAUAGUCGGUUGGUUUGGAUACUGUAAGGUUGUCGAGUACUGUAACAUUACUUUUGGUUGGCUUUUCGGAAUUGAGUUUACAUUCUUGGCAUCGUAAAAGUGUAGUUACAAUUAUCAGUAUCGUACUCCAGGUUUUGUUUAGGGUACGGUAUUGUGUGGAGGGAUAUUGUAGUGCUGGUGGUCAUGAAAGGAUACAGUAUUAGGUCGUUGAAUAUAUGUACUGUACUAUUUUGUAAUGUGUUACAAUAACAGUACUAGCAGACCUAUACUGGCACUGCAGUACCCUCUGCGGUGCUUUUGGUUCUAUUUUCAUUUAGCACGGUGACUUUCCUUAUCGUACCUCGUACUGUGCUUUCUAGGGUUUGUAUCGUACGACAAUCCGAAUUCGGCGAUGGCGGCGAUCCAGGCGAUGAACGGCUUCCAGAUCGGGAUGAAACGCCUGAAGGUGCAGUUCAAACGCCCCCGAGACAAGCCCUACUGAGACUACUGUAACAUCUCCUCGAAAUGUAAUUGUACACUAUAUAUUUUGGUUUUCAUUUGGUUCUUUUGUUUUCGAUUGUGACCAUAUUGUAGCUUUUAUCUUAACAUUUUAAGCACUAAUUGGCAUCAUACAAUGUUCGUAUGUAAACAUGUGGUAUGGUCGUAUGUUCCAUGAUAUCCGGUCGAGAGUACGGUAGGGAAACCGACUUUACUACGGUCGUAUCUUCAGAUAUUCGUUUUCCGUUAAGUUUGCUGUAGUUACUGUAUUAUUAUUACAGUAACUACAGUAAUAUUUUGGUUACUGUACUAAUACUUAUACAAGAGUUACAGUAACCUUUCCCGACCGUACCUCGACAUACGAUCUCUUCAUUGUGAUGGUCUAUGUCUUUGUAGCUUUACCUUUAUUACGACCUGCGCACUGAUACUUAAUAUUGUUUUUGUGAUUUGGUCUGAGUGUACAUCUUCGUUUGUGGACUACAUGUAUACCAUUUACAGACCCAUCUUCUCUGCUCGUACAACGUCGGAUAAUAUGCAUUUAA
Messenger RNA from Bursaphelenchus okinawaensis, 4107 nucleotides. The record is from the annotation of a GenBank genome assembly. Lineage: Eukaryota; Metazoa; Nematoda; Chromadorea; Rhabditida; Aphelenchoididae.